Orussus abietinus is the source of this 4003-nucleotide messenger RNA. RefSeq lists its product as uncharacterized. The record is from RefSeq and is a predicted model, not a curated record. Lineage: Eukaryota; Metazoa; Arthropoda; Insecta; Hymenoptera; Orussidae. The transcript has 7 exons. The coding region runs from base 110 to 1417 and encodes 435 amino acids.
GGGGGAGUAAUUAUCGCGCUUUACGCCGCUCGGAAAUGCGAAGCGUUUAAUUAGUAAUUGUAUGUCGGGCGGAGGCGAUUAAGGCCUCUGGGCCUUCCUGGAGCUGCGAAUGGCGAGCCACCGGGCCAGCGGUGAGUGUCGGAUGGACCUGGCGGAGACUAUGAAAAGCAUCGUGGCUAAGGGAAUGCAAACGGAGAUGGGUCCUCCUGCCGGUAGUUCUGGUUAUCCGGGCAGCGCCAGCGGCGCUGGCUAUGUCACGGAGAAGAUGUACAUGCUGCUGCAAUUGUAUCUCCAAAACAAGGGAUGGAAUUCGAGCAUAGAGCUGCUGCAGUGCUUCACCGAAUUGAAAGAGGCCUCAUUACUCCCCAGCGCCACGUACCUGCAAAUGAUGGCAUCGAGGGUAGCGCUGGAUUCUCAAGGGCGACUGGUCCUCCGAGAGAAUGGGAAGAUAAUCCUUCCGUAUGAACACUUUGCAAACGCUGUCAUGCUGAAACACAUGAAUGGCCCGCACGGAUUGCACUUGGGAUUGGAGGGAACCGUCAGGGCAGUCAUGGAGUCCUAUACCAUUGGCAGAGAAUGCUUCGGAAUGGAGAAGGAAUUCAUCGUAGAAGUAGUCCAGAACUGUCCCAAUCCUGCGUGCCGUUACUACAAGAAUCAGCUGGAACUCACGCAGAAAAUGGGCCACAUGGCUCCGACUUACAUCCAGGACAACGAAGCGACUGCUUCCUUUUUGAGAUCUAGCUUCCCUCAUAGCACGGAUUUCCAAGCAGCAAUGACAGGAGGUGGACCGAACACGCACAUGGCUGGAGGCACCGCAGACCUCACCGACGCUCGAGGUGGUGGUAACCAGAUGAGUCUCCAGCGUCCUCCCAGUCGACCAUCCUUAAAUAUUCCCCAUCGGCCUGCAUCCCAAGAAAAGAAGCCUUCCAGCAAGCCUCACUACGAGAAUCCCAUAUCAUCGGUGCCAGUGUCCGACCACAAGUUGACGGAUUUCCUUCGCUCCAACCUAGACAACUUCGAAGGCCUCAGCGGACUGAGUCUGGGGAACCUCCAGGGCCUAGGGAACGCCAACAAGGACCUCCUAGCUUUACACAAUGGUGCUUGGUCUCUUGACAACGACAAAGGCUCUAGGUCCUCUUCGUCCAGCUCAGAAGGAGGUCAAGAGAAGAUAGUCAGGGCUUUCGCAGAAGUCAUGAAGAACAUGGCGAGGAUGAAGGCCUGCGUGCGUCCAGCAAUGUGCAAGCCCUAUGGGAAGCAGUCGGAAGCCCUGCAGAAAACUCUGGUCGACACGAUACAGCUCGUUCAGUCUCUUAGGAGUUUCUUGCCUCCGCCACACAUCCCGGUCUCCAGCUGGAAGAACGAGGACAAGCAUCGAUUAGAGCACACCGGGACUCCCUAUCUGCCUGCGAUUCUUUAAAUGGCUAAAGAAAAAUUGGCCGCAUCAGAUUGAGGAUUAAGUACUGCAUGGAGGGAAAAGUAAUCGACAGUUUGUCCCCAAAAGGAAGAAAGCUCAGGGUGCGAAGUACUGCGAGGUGUGAUAGUCAUACAUGCUCAAAGAGAUGUGCAGGCGAAUGAUCGAGAAGGUCGAUGCCUGUUACUAAGCGAGACAAAAGUGUAUAAAAAGUGGCCAGACGUUGAAAGGACUUAUUUGACAGCCUUUCAACGCAGAAAGUGAGGUUAUGAGUACGAGCCUAAGUACCUUGACCAGCUGAGAAACGAUCGAUAGACUUGAAAACGAGGAAAGGCGGACUUAGAGGACGGUUCCUCGUGAUAUCUAAAAUUUUGGACGGAGUAAGGGAAUGUCGAUUAACGAGAUAUCUCUGUUUAACGCGAAUGCAGGAAAACGGGAGGAAGCCUGGAGGAGAUGUGUGAGCAGCGGAAGAUGGACUAAGGAAGCUGAAUAAAAAAGAAAAGAAAAGAAAAAAAAAUAAGAGAGUCCUCUCCAACAGUGUUCUAGUCAGCAAGGGAGAUUUUUCCUCGUUGGUGUUUUUUUUUAUUUUUUUUUUUCUCGGGAACUAGACUUAAGGAAACCGAAGGUUUGCUCAAAGAAGACGGGAGGAAGGAAAACGACGACGAAGAUGAGGUAGACGACACACAAGAAGAAGGGACGUUGGCGUUUAGGACUUUGCACGGGGCGGGAAACAAGAAACAAGAAACGAGAGAGAAACAAAGGAAAAAAAGGAAGAAGAAGAAGAAGGAAAAACGAGUCAUGCGUGGACUGUGAUAAACGUGGACUAGGUUAAGGAUCGACAAAUUAUUAAUAAUUAUUAUUAAAGCGGCAGGACUCGCGUCGUCCUGGGAACCUCUCUCUUUCUUUCCCCAGCGCUGCGACUCGACUUUCGUUUGCGUUUUCGAAAAAGAGGGAAGAAGGAAAAGGAUUAAAAGGAAAAAAAAGAGAGAAAAAAAAAAACAGGAGAGGAGAUAAAAAUCGUCGACGAUUAGGCGCCGCGCCGACAGAGAAGAAAAAGAUGUAUCCUGUCCGUUAAUUAUCAACUCAUCGUCCUUGUUCCUUCGCCGGUCGCGAUCUCGCUCUUCGCCAAAGAGAGGACGAGAGUGGAAACCAAAAAGUAAAUAUAUACAUAUGUAUAAAUAAAAUGUAUGUAUAUAUUAUAUAUAUGUAAAUUCGAUUAACAAUGCGAAAUCGUCCCCGGCGAAUUGAACGGCCUUCCGGUCGCGGGUGCGCUCAAGGCGGAGGAAGAAAAAAAAGAAAAAUGUAAUUCUCGCGUUAUUAAUCGUUCUUUUCUUUUUUUUCUUUUUCUUUGGUAAGUUCCUUUUCCACUCGAACGACAAAUUCUCGGCCUACUCGGGACAGUGCAAAAGAAAGAAAGGAAGGAAAUCCGAGACACCCGCGAGCGCCAUUUUUCGACGGAAUUUCUUUUAUAAGGCGCGGGCGCACGUUUCGGCAGAGAGACUUUUUCGGCCAUUACCACUCACACAGACACACGUAUAUAUAUACAUAUAUAUACGGAAAAAAAAAAUUAUAAAUAAAUAGGUAUAUAUAUGUAUAUGUAUUUAUUUAUCGCGUUCUCGUGCUCUCCCUCUUCAUCAGGUACUUCUUCUGGUAUCGGAUCGUCCCCUGAGGGUUUCUCGGAUUUUUUCCACACACUCCUGAAUGAUUCGUGACAAUUUAUACACAUCCUUUUUUUUAUCAGUGCACUUUUGACCGCGAGAAAAAAAAUUCACGCCACUCAGGGGACGAUCUCUUAUAUACAUGGCUGCUGCAAUAUUAUUGGUAAUUCAUUAAUUGUUAUACCCGCGUUAUCCCCGCCCUCGUCGUAGCUACAUGUGCGAACUGUAUACAAGAAGAAAAUGCGAGAAAAGGGUAUAAAAAAGAAGAGAAAAAAAAAAUCAAAGCGAAUAAGAAGAGACGCCUUGCUGUCAAAGUUUCUGCGGCGAUCGGCGAUUUCGCGGGAAAUUUCUCUCUUUGUAUUGAGAAAGAAGGAAAAGAAAAAUAUAAAGUAAAGGCAGUUCUCGCAUUUGCGAGUUAAUCGGCACUUAGGCGAUAUUUCGCGAUAAUUUGUGAUAAGAGAGAUUUAGGUAAUCAAAUUAGUACACAGAGAACUGUACCGCAAGUGUUCGUACUUGACGGGGAAAAGGUCUUAAUUUUUCAAGAUUUCUUUUCAUUGUUCUUCCUUCUUUUUUUUUUUUAUACGAACGAAAAGAGACGAGGCGAAGAAUUAGGAGGGAUUUUUUCUUUUUUUUUCCCCCCAAAGAAAUUAAUGGAAAUGGAAGAAUUCAAGUAUAUCGCUUAUCAGCCGGAGAAAAGGUUUGACAGUAAGUCGAAUUGUAAUCGAUCGAUCGAACCCCCCCUCCUCCCCCCCGUAACUGAUAAGGACAAAACGACUCUCUGUACACGCGCCGUCGCAUUUACCCGCAAUGUUUGCACACUAAACUCGUAUUGCUUGCCAGUAUCGCCCUCUUUCUCUCUCUUUCUCUUACUGUCUCUCUGUACUCCUGCGUAACGAACUCGUGAUAACGAUUAUUAAACCAUUUACAAGUGUGA